Messenger RNA from Necator americanus (New World hookworm), 2529 nucleotides. RefSeq lists its product as uncharacterized. Gene Ontology annotation, molecular function: GMP reductase activity; transmembrane transporter activity. Gene Ontology annotation, biological process: nucleotide metabolic process; transmembrane transport. The record is from RefSeq and is a predicted model, not a curated record. The transcript is spliced from 27 exons. Gene Ontology annotation, cellular component: GMP reductase complex; membrane. Bases 1 to 2529 code for a protein of 842 amino acids. Lineage: Eukaryota; Metazoa; Nematoda; Chromadorea; Rhabditida; Ancylostomatidae.
AUGGGAAACACUUCAGAGGUGAAAAAACCCCUAGUUCCUCAUCAUCUCGAUGAUAUCGUGGUUCUUGGGAAGUACACAUUUUUAGUGUGCCUGCUUACCGAACUUGCGUUUCUCUCUCAACUCUCAAACACAAUGUACAUGGUCUAUGCAGGUUCAUCACCAGCUAUAAAAGGAUGUGGAAAUUUGACAUUCUCAAGCAUGGAUGAUGCAUGCGCAAAUCUUCAUCUAUGCGAAGAAGCUCCACUUCAGCUUGAGAGUCAAUUCUACUCGGUUAAUGAAGAGUGGGACAUCCAUUGCGAGAACAGAUAUCUGGAGCGACGAAGCACUUCGUUGCAAAUGCUUGGCGUAAUGAUCGGCUCUCUGUCAGCCGGUCAAAUCAGCUCCUCAUUUGGACGAAAAAAACCAUUGGUGAUCUGUCUCGCUAUGACUGGUGUGCUGAGUUUUGCCACCUACUUCGUCACUAACCUCAUUCAAUUCACUUCAAUUCGUUUUGUGCUCGGACUUUUCACCGGAGGUCAUUCAACGGUGGUGGUUGUUUAUUUACUGGAGAAUAUUCCUAAACGGUCGAGAAUGUGGAUCAACACAACGAUUUCCUAUUCUCCAAAUGUUAUUAUAUUUGGAGUAAUCGCCUAUUUCUUUCAACAUUGGAGGACGUUAGCGCUGGUAACCUCAGCGCUGCAUAUUCCUGCAGUUGCACUAAUGUUUUACCUCCACGAAAGCCCACGAUGGCUUAUUCAUAGAGGAAAAAUUCGUGAAGCUAGAAGAGUGAUACUUGACAUCGCCCAUAUUGACGGCGACAAGGCGAACAUCGAUGAGGGAAAUCUUGAUAAAAUUCUCCAGCUGGAACAUGAUCAGUUUGAAGUGAUGGGAAGAAAGAGGCACACGUACUGGCAUGUCUUCAGGAAAGCCCAUCUGGCGGUCCCGUUAUGCAUCAUUGCGUUCAGUUUCUUCACCAGUAUGAUGGUAAACUACGCAAAUAUGUUCAACCUUGGCAACCUCUCCGGUUCAAUAUAUCUGAAUUCAAUUCUUGUCGGAUCGCUAAGAUAUUCAACUAACUUGGAUCACUUGUACUCUCCGCCACUAUCCUAUACACAGGUUAUGCAGCUACGUAUGGAGAAGUUAUCAGGAUCUGCUCGUUUAGGAAUUGUUGUUGCACCUCACGUUUAUUCAUGGGAGGAAAUUUGUCAUUAUCUACCUUAUACGUCACUGAUAGCAGUUGCAGUACUAGAUGUUAUACUUUUUGAGAUACUUCUACCUGAGACAAAAAACAAGCCUCUUGAGGACCACAUAGUGAAGAAGCCAAAGAAGAAUACAGGAAAUGUGCAACAUAUUAUGAAACUGACGAAGUCUAGAAACGUGUAUGAAAAUAUAUAUGUCGUUCGGGGUGAGGAUUACGGGUAUGUGCUCGGCUCCGUCAGUUUGAAGCAACAAUUGAGGGUGUGGACGGCUGUGUGCUUUGGUCUGCUCUUCACAUCCAAGGCUCGGGCACUCUCUUGGAAUAAACAAUGCCCCGAAUUGAGAAUGAACCAAAGCUUGAUUUCAAGGAUGAGUAGAGCUGAUGUGGAUCUAGUGAGAGAGUAUAUCUUCCGCAACUCGAAAAAGUCCUACAGCGGAGUGCCUGUUAUAGCCUCAAACAUGGACACUGUUGGAACCUUCGAGAUGGCUCAUGCCCUUCUUGCUCAUAAAUUAUUUACCGCUAUACAUAAACAUUACACGGUUGAACAAUGGAAAGAAUUUCAUUCCCAGUUCAGAGAAACCCCUAUGUUUAAUAACAUUGCCGUUUCAUCUGGGAUAUCUGAUCGUGAUCUUGAUAAGUUGCGGGAGAUCUGCUCUGCUGUCCCGGAUUUGGACUUCAUUUGCAUCGAUGUCGCAAAUGGUUAUUCUGAGUCCUUUAUCGACUUCAUUAGAAAAGUUCGUGAGGAAUUUCCAAGGCAUACUAUAAUGGCUGGAAAUGUGGUAACUGGAGAAAUGGUGGAAGAGUUACUACUCACAGGGGCUGACAUCAUCAAGGUAGGUAUCGGACCAGGAUCUGUAUGCACCACUCGGAAAAAGACAGGAGUUGGGUAUCCUCAACUGAGUGCUACCAUGGAAUGUGCAGAUGCUGCUCAUGGUUUGAAUGGUCAUGUCAUAAGUGAUGGUGGCUGCACAAAUCCUGGUGAUGUAGCGAAAGCCUUCGGUGCAGGAGCUGACUUCGUCAUGAUUGGAGGCCUUUUCGCUGGUCAUGAUCAAAGUGGUGGUGAAAUUAUUGAAAAGAAUGGAAAGAAGUUCAAGCUGUUCUACGGCAUGAGUUCGGAUACAGCUAUGACUAAACAUCACGGAAGUGUAGCUGAGUAUAGAGCGAGCGAAGGCAAAACUAUAACGAUCCCUUACAGAGGUGAUGUGAAUAGUACCGUGCAAGAUAUACUCGGUGGUAUUCGUUCUGCUUGUACAUACACUGGUGCUGCAAAACUCAAGGAACUUUCCAAACGGACUACAUUCAUACGAGUUACUCAACAAACCAACGACAUGUACGUGCCAUAUGAGGUCUGA